Diplodia corticola is the source of this 2394-nucleotide messenger RNA. Its product is annotated as leucine rich repeat domain-containing protein. Bases 1 to 2394 code for a protein of 797 amino acids. The transcript has 2 exons. The record is from RefSeq and is a predicted model, not a curated record. NCBI's taxonomy places the organism in Eukaryota, Fungi, Ascomycota, Dothideomycetes, Botryosphaeriales, Botryosphaeriaceae. Gene Ontology annotation, molecular function: protein kinase binding. Gene Ontology annotation, cellular component: cytoplasm.
AUGGAUACUGAAGAUGGAAACACGUUCAUAAAAAACCUUGCCUAUUUUGUCCGCACUCACGAGAAAGCGCUAGCAAAUGCCCUACAGCUGAAGCGCACAGCCCCUAAGAAUGCCUCCGGAAGCGCUUCAGCAGCGGGUCCGACCUCUCCCACGACGAACUCCUCUUCCUCCUCGUCCACAUUCGCCGCUGCCUUGUCCUUGCCAUACCUGAACUUCUCCUCGCAUUCCGUCAAGGCUGCAAAGUUGACUCUGACUCCACAUCAUUUGUUCUAUCUCCUGUCGCGGUUCGAGGAGCUGGGUAUCCCAGUCGGUCCCAUGAACGUGCGACUCGAGAACAUACAUUCGGAUGCCUCGCCAACAAACUACGUGUCAUUCUUGAGCCAAGCCCAGAGGAAGAAAAGUGGCAUGUCCGAUCGGGAGUCCAUCCACUCGGUUAACAGCAUGCGAAGUGCCAUGUCCGGGAUGUCCUCUCUAUGGGCAAACUUUGGUCUCUCCUCUAACUCAGCCAAAACCGAAAAGCAGAAGGCCGCAGUCAAGGAAGACCUGAAGUACUUGUACUCGGCCUUCACAAAAAUCCCGUGUCUCCGCCUCGCACCCGACCACAAGGCUCGCCUGAUUGCUGGUUAUGAGGAGUUCCCCUUCGACACUGCCGUGCCGUUGUUUGUGUUCAAGAACCUUAGUGCACUCGAAAUCAUCGACGUCGACUUCCGACAGUUCUACGGGUGGGAUCGCCUGUCCGAGCAACUUCGGAGUUUGACGAUCAAACGCGGGGGCGUCGAGGAGCCUACUGACCUCUUGAUCAACGUUGUUCUCGAUGAUGCCGAUAGGCGACGGAGACGGUCUGCCAAAGCGUCGGCUUACCCGAUGUUUCCGCCCGGAUCAGGCAGCCCUGGCAGCAAGGACACCGACACUUCCAGGUCAGCAAUCUCUCCGCCUUCGCCGACCAUGUUUGAUAGGCGGUCGUCCAUCGGCAGCCCUCAUAGCAUCGCCAUGGCAAGGCAAGCCUCCUCCGGGUCGAAGGGCCAUCGCACCAGGCGCCGAAGCAUUUCCCCUAAUAGGCCAAAAAGCGCAAGGCACGGCUCCUCGUCAUAUGCUGCUCGAAAUAGCACUCCCAACCUUCGCCGCUCCUCUGGCAGCUCAAACUCAAGUGCUCGAUCAACCACCCCACGAGGCAGUUCCUCGAACCUCCUUGCUUUGGGCAUUCUUCCUCCAACCAAGUGGAGGUUCCUCAAGCAUCUGAGUCUUGCAGACAACGGAUUGACGGCAAUCUCUGCCAACAGUCUUGCACCGCUUGCCAGCACCCUUCAAUCGCUUGAUCUCUCUACAAACCUGUUCACCGAGAUUCCUGAUAGCCUGGCCACUUUGACCUCUCUCAGAGCGUUGAAUCUCUCUAACUGCAUGAUUGAGUCUCUGCACUCGCUCGUCAGGAAUCCGUUGCCGGCGAUUACCACUCUUAACCUCCGUGCAAACCGGCUUGUCUCGCUUGCUGGGGUCGAGCGACUGCUCUCCCUGGAGCGUCUGGAUCUCAGAGAGAACAAGCUGACCGAUCCCACGGAAGUCGCUCGGUUGACGGGCAUUCCUGAGAUGCAGGAAAUCUACGUCUACAAGAAUCCCUUCUGCAAGACCCAUUCUAACUACCGCAUCAUGGUCUUCAACCUUUUCCGGAGUUCCCCAGGAUACACAGAGGACAUCGUCAUCGACUCGACUGGACCGGGCUACAGUGAGCGAAAGCAGCUUGUGGACCGAGUACCAGAAAAUGCGAAUCCUCUGGUUAUGAAGCCACUGCCCGUCGAGGGCAUCCUCACGGAAGCCGGCGCCAAGCCGGUUCAACCAACAUACAAAGCAGGUGAUGACCGCAAGACGAGUGCAGAAGGACCGCCAAAGUCGAAGCCUGAACGGGUUGUUGGAUCGAUCAAGAAACGGAAGGGGCCCAAGCGACGGAUCGUGGAACUGUCGCAGAACGACUCUGCGCACCAGCGUAAUGAUUCUGCGAUGAUGUCACCGCCGGCAGCCCCGGUAGAGGCGCCUUCGGCGGACAGCACCUAUGGCGGGAGCCCCGAAGCAACUCCAGUCCGCAAGAUUCUCGCUCCUGCUGCGCCAAUUUCGGGCAAUCAACAGCUCCCGCACAUUGAUACUGCAAUCACUUCUACUCCGCUCGGAGCUGAGUUGGACUUCAGCUCGAUGGAGGCUGGCGCGAAUGGCGAUCUCUACAAGAAGAAGAUCGAGGCGCUGCGCAAUGACUUCGGCAACAGCUGGCUAAGCGCGCUGAGCGACGAAGCCUACCAACCAAACUCCGCAUUCCCGGACCGCGUGAGCCCUGCGCUGCGGCCCAGCGUCACAUCAUCGCGGACGCCAAGCCAGGGCAUCGCCUCUGGCGGCAGGACCUUGGGUUAA